This is a messenger RNA of Hirundo rustica (Barn swallow), 4217 nucleotides long. RefSeq names its product cellular inhibitor of PP2A (gene CIP2A). The record is from RefSeq and is a predicted model, not a curated record. The coding region runs from base 84 to 2816 and encodes 910 amino acids. Gene Ontology annotation, molecular function: protein binding. Lineage: Eukaryota; Metazoa; Chordata; Aves; Passeriformes; Hirundinidae. The transcript is spliced from 21 exons.
AGUGGUCGCUGCGUCAGUAUGGCGGCGGCGGCGGGAAAUGCGAGUGAGGGCCGAGUGGGGAGCGUCUGAGGGGCCGGGCCGCCAUGGACGCCCCGCGCUGCAUGAAGGCCUUGCUCCUCGCAGCCACGGAGUACCGCGCCGCCAGGACAGCGCACAACGCCGCGCUCCUCCAGCGCAGCCUGGAGGUUAUCUCUGGACUGAAGCUUACCCGUUUUUUUGCUUCAAACCAGAUUCUACCAAGUGAAUGUCUCAGUUGCCUUGUAGAGCUCUUGGAGGACAAUAAUAUAAACCCUUCUCUGGCUUUGUCUGUGAUUACUUUGCUAUCACAGCUAGCUUCAGACACAGAGACUAGAGAAGCUCUCCAGGACACCUACAAUCUGACCAGCGUGCUGGCAGGAGUGGUUCAUCGAAGUUCUACGAACCUGAGUGACCCAGUCUUACUACAGGGUAUUCAGCUGCUGCAGAGACUGACCUACAACGUUCCCAUCUUUUGUGCUGGUGCCAACAUCGAUGGAUUAAUUUUGUUUCUAAUGCAUCAUAUUCAAUCCACUGAAGAUGAGUUAACAAUACCGUGUUUAGGACUCCUGGCAAACCUCUGUCGUCACAACUUGUCUAUUCAAAGUCAGAUAAAAUCUUCGAAUAAUGUGAAGAGUUUCUAUCGUACCUUAAUAAGUUUCUUGGCCCAUAGCAGUUUGACUAUGGUUGUGUUUGCACUUUCGGUCUUAUCAAGCCUUACCCUAAAUGAAGAAGUAGGAGAAAAACUCUUUCAUGCUCGAAAUAUCCAUCAGACAUUUCAGUUAAUAUUCAAUAUUGUUGUAAAUGGAGAUACUCUAACAAGAAAAUAUUCUGUUGAUCUACUCAUGGAUCUUAUGAAGAACCCCAAAGUUGCAGAUUAUCUUACCAGAUACAAGCACUUCACUUCUUGCCUUGCUCAAGUAUUAGAUCUUCUUCAUGGAAGGGAUCCUGAUUCAUCAUCGAAGAUCUUAGAGCUGCUGCUUGCCUUCUGCUCUGUGCAAGAACUGCGUCACACCCUGCGGCAGGCGAUACUGGAACCAGCUGGCUUGCCAGUCUCUGCAAACACCAGACUUGUGACUCGCUCAAAGAGUUUUGAACCAUCUGUUGUUGCAUUGGUGCACUUGUCAAACCAGCCACUGGAAGGCUCUGAAGACUGUUCAGGUUUAGCAUUGCAACUAUUCAAAGAGAUUUUUGAGGAUGUUAUUAACAAUAAGAAUGGCGAAUCAACUGAGCGCUUUAUGGAUCUUUUGCUGCCUGUUCUUCUUGAUCAUCUUCAGAUGCCAGAACAGAUUGUGGAUGAGCUAUUAGUGAAGAAAAAGUGUGAAAGAAUGGUCAAGGCUAUUAAUGUCCUGACAAUGCUCUGCAGAGAUGACACACUGAAAAUACAUGUCUCGAAGGUGCUGACUGCCAGCCAAUGCACGUGUCUGAUAGAACACCAGUUUCCUUAUAGUGGGAUUGAUACUGCUUUUGGGGCAAAAUUGGUGGACUCUAAAAUGUGCAAACUUGCUGCUGAUAUUAUUUUGAAAAUGCUUGAUCUUAUGAGCAGAUUGCAGCAGGAUGUACCUGGUAUGAAGGACGGCUUCUACAAAAUGUUACAGGAUCAGCGCUUGAUUACACCUUUGACAUUAGCUUUAACGUCAAACCACGGAGAGCAAGUCCAAUUGGGACUUAAGAUCCUGUUUGAGGCUGCACCCUUACCAGAUUUUCCUGCUGUAGUGCUGGGUGAAAGCAUUGCAGCAAAUAAUGCCUACAGACAACAAGAAACGCAGCACACAGCAAAGAGAAUCCAAAUGCAGUCACCUGUGACCAACACUAUUUCAGUGAGGUGUUCUUCAUCCUGUCCUUCAAGUAAUGAGUCCAAAGCUUCAAAUAUUGAGGAAUUAAUACAAAAACUUCAUUCUGGACUAGAGAUGAAAGAGCCGUUGGCUGACGUGAGGAUAUCUGACAUAAUGGAUGUCUAUGAGCAGAAGCUGUCGGCGUUAGCGUCUAAAGAAAUGAGGCUGCAGGAUCUUCUGGAAGUAAAGGCAGUAGCUCUGGCUCAGGCUGAGAGGCUGAUGGCUCAGUACCGGUGUCAGAGAGCCCAGGCUGAGUCUGAGGCAAGAACUCUGGCUGCAAUGCUGAAGGAUGCAGAACGAAAAAAUGAAGAGCUUAACGAUUUGCUGAAAGCUCAACAGGUAGAAUCUGAAAGAGCACAGACUGAUAUUGAACAGCUCUUCCAGCACAACAGGAAAUUGCAAGCAGUUGCUGAAGAGCAUGAAAUACUAAAAAAAUCCUCUCUUGAUCUUCUGCAGAGGUAUGAAACAACUGAAAGACAAUAUAAAGGUCUACAGAUUACAUGCAAUUCACUAAAUAAACAAGUGGAAGCAAUGACAAAACUAAAUGAAUCACUCAAGCAGCAGAACGACAGGACUGCUGCACAGUUAAUAGAAAGUGAAGAUCGCAGAAAUGAAUUACAGCAGCAGCUGCAGGAGAGAGAUGGCACAAUAGCAACCUUGCAACAGACUAUAAGUGUUCUGGAAGAAAAAAUAAAAACCCAACAGAAAGAAAAAACAGAUAUGGAACAAACUAUCCAUAUUCUUAGGAAGGAACUAAGUGAAACACAGCAAGCAAGGGAAGAACUGAAUGUCAAGGCAUCCUCUCUGGAAGUUCAAAAAUCCCAGUUGGAAGGAUGCUUGGCAGAAAAAGAAGCGCUUGUGAAUCUGCAGAAGGAAGAAUUGGACAAACACGCCAGCAUGAUUGCAAUAAUUCACAAACUAAGUGGUGGCAAGCUAAGUGCAGAAACAGUGAACCUCAGUCUGUAGGGCUCUGUUUCCUGUGCUUUAUGUAUUCUGUUAAGUGAGCUAAAUUACAGGGGUGACUGCCAGCUUUGUACUCAACACAUGCAGUUUGGUUGCCUUUUUGCAUAAUGCAGUUAUUGCUUAGAAAGGUCAGCAACAAAAGAAAAAGUUCUCAGAGCUGCUGAAUUAAGGGGUUUUGUUGGGAGUUUUGCAAACUCAGUUGGGAAAGCAACUGUCUGUGUAAUGGGUUAAAAACUUUUAGUGUUAAAGUAAAUUUGCAGACAUGGGUUCUUUCCCUAUACAUUUCUUGGUCAUGGGGAAGGGGUAAGUAAAUGUUGGGAGGGGUUUUGUUGUUUGUAUUUUUUUCCUCCUCCUUUUCUACCAGAAAGUGCUUGAGUAAACAAAUUUUCAUAGGAAAUGCCAAGCUUGUUAAUAACUGAAUUGAUAAAUGCCAGUAUGACUUUGUCAAAUGGUAGAACGGGAGGGGAAAUACAUCAAGCUGCUCACCAGAGUAAAAAGGCCACAUGUCUGCAGAAAAUGGUAAAUGAAUCUUUAGCAUUUAUGUGACAGAAUCCAGAGUAUGUAAAUAUUGAUUUUAUUUUUUCUCUCACUGGAAAAAUGGACUGUUUCAAUAUGCUUUUCUAAGCCAAGUGUAGCUGAACUCUGGGCUGCAUAGCAAAUAAAUGCAUGGACACAUCAAGACAUUUUGACAGCAUUUCUGUGUUCUUUCGUGGCAGUAUUUUUUCCAAAUGGUAAUGAAUAGUGGCUAAUGGAACUAGCAAAUAAAUUGGUGGUUUUUUAAAAUUUUGUUUAAAACAUGUAAGUCUCUUUACUGUAAAAAGAACAUGGAGAUUUUUGUACUUAAUUCAUGCAAAGAAAUACCUGUAUAAGGGGUUUUGCUUUUAGGCAUCUUGAUAUUACCAGUUCUGUAAUCAAAAUUGUUCUGUAAUAAAGUUCCCUGUGCUGUUUUCAUAUUCAUAUUUUGUGCCAUAUCUACUGUGCUAUUGGACAUUUUUUCCCUUUCCCCACAGGCUCUCUCAUUUAGUGCAGGGAGUAGCUGUCACAAGCACAAAAAGUAGCACUGCAAUAGUCGAUUUUUAAUUAUCUGUGUCAUGUCAGGUUGUCAAUUGCAUGUUCUACAAGCAGAGACUUUUGUGCUGUCUUCAUUCCAAGCACCCUCACAUCUCAAUAUUGGGCACUCCGGUGCUUCUUAUCUGAAAGUAGCUGCCUUUUAUUCUAUUAGUCUGAGGAAUGUUUUCCAUUUACCGAGUGGCUUUGUAUGUUAUUUCAUUCAAAUGCCUAAAAAUACCCUUAAACAUGUAUUUAUUUUUCUGUACUCUAUGUUUUUCUGUGCUAUUUCACUUUUGGUGUACUUACUGGGAAUAAUGACACAAUAAAGGGUUUGGACUUUAUGGUCUUCAAUUC